This is a messenger RNA of Phlebotomus argentipes, 3196 nucleotides long. Its product is annotated as pupal cuticle protein 36-like. NCBI's taxonomy places the organism in Eukaryota, Metazoa, Arthropoda, Insecta, Diptera, Psychodidae. The coding region runs from base 1524 to 2327 and encodes 267 amino acids. The transcript has 2 exons. The record is from RefSeq and is a predicted model, not a curated record.
GAUUUUCUAUUAGAGUUAUCGUAAAUUUUCGCUGUCUAAUAACAUUAGGUUCUGUCAGGAAUAUUAUCAUUCAGACUGAUAAACAUCCGCUUUGCUUAGCUUAGAGCAAAGUUGAAUUUUGUGGGCCAACUUGAAAUGUGAGAAACUCGCGGUGAUUGAGCUGAAAAUUCGAUAAAAAUGCAUAAUUUAAAGAAAAACCAAAUGAUCACCAAAUCGACUUAUCAUUUUAAAAUUUAAACCCAAUAUCUGUUAAUUUUCUUGGGUUUAAACAUUAGAAUUAAAUCCAAUUCAUCUGCGAACACCAGCAAAUUGAGUAUGAAAUUUUGGCUAAGUCAGCUUUUCCAGUGCCUCAGGCUUAAGGCUGACUAAAGUGCCUGGUAAUCCGAUUUAUGGCAAAGACUGAGAUUAAGCAGCAAGUGCGUGAAGGCUAUUACUCCCAACACUUUGCACUCAAUUUGCAUCAGCGAAAGUUUCUCCCAAUUGACACGUAUUUUUUAUCAUAUUCAAAACACUUCUGACCACUUUACCGCCUUUUUUCCCUCAUCUUUCAUCAGCCAGAUGUUUGCUCUUGGCAAGCAGAUGGUCCACACGCAUUAGAUGCAAUUUCUCUUUUUGUCACCUUCUCGCAAACCGCCCAAAAAGGUCGGACGUGAGGCGGAAAGCGCGCGACGCAUGACCUCGCGACCUCGUCGCUGAAAGUGGACGCCCAAAGGUCCAGUUGCGUCAAUAGAGAGUCUAAUGUGCGACCCACAUGGGGGAAUUAUCUCCCAAAAAUCGUGUUCAUGAUGAAUUGUGGAAGAUAGUUUGAAUAAUAAUGAGAGGAAGUGGAUUGAUAGCAGACUCAUAUCAUAAAGGCAGUGUUUUGCAAUUUGAGGGAUCGUUGAAUGCGAUACAGUGACUGCCGAUGAUAAUAAAGCAGCUUUUAUCGUGGCUUCUCAUUUGAGACUUUGUAUUAAUGGAUAAUUUAACCUUUGAACUUGCAGUCAAAAGGGUGUCUCCUUGAGGACUGAAGAAAACACACUGAAAACUCGAAAGAUAUCAUGAAUUAAAUCCUCUCAAGCCAAAGAAAAUCAUUGAAAGUAAUAAAAAAAAAGUCCAAAAUUGGCUGAUGAAUUACAAAAACAAGAUUUAGAUUUGACAAAGUGCAUUUUAUGGCCUUAAGAGAGCCCUAAUUGAGUCUCAAAUUUGUUACAAUUUCCUAAAUUAUGACGAUUUUGUGUUUUGUGCUUUGCUUCCUUGGCAGAAGUUGUAGAAAUUCAAAAGAAUAUAUUUCAAUAGUUUCAAUGGCUCAGAACACUAAACCCGGUUUACUGGUUGAACUCAGAGGAAAGCUCUCCAUUUGAGAGAAAAACAUAAAUCCUCCUUGGUCGCGUCGGUGAAACUUUUUUUACCCAUCUUCACACACCCGCCUUUUGAGACACGCUCUUGAGGGCGCCCCCCGUGAUGUUUACACCACGAUUUUUGGUGGGGGCGCCACAGCAUAAAAGCACCAUUCAGUGUCGCCUCGGACCACAGUAUCCGUCAUGUUGAUAAAGUGUGCACUAGUGGCUUGCCUGGCAGCGCUCGCGGCGGCGCGCCCUGAGGCUGGAUAUGCCUACAACGCGCCCUCUGGUGGUUCCUUCGGGUCCGCGGGAUCCUCGGCAGGAUUCGCUGGCAGCGCCCUCGGCGGCGGUGGUGGUCUUGGUGGCUUUGGAGCCUCAGCGGGCAACGCCUUCCUGGGCGCUUCCACAGGCGGUCAUGGCUUCGGUGGAGCCUCUCACGGUGGUGGCUUUGGGGGAGCCUCUCACGGCGGUGGUGGAUUUGGUGGAGCUGCGCACGGCGGUGGCUUCGGCGGAGCCACGACUCUCGUGCAGAAGCACAUCUACGUUCACGUGCCGCCACCAGAGCCCGAGGAGCACUUCCACCAGCACGCCAUUGGCGGCGGUGGUGUCGCCCAGAAGCACUACAAGAUCAUUUUCAUUAAGGCUCCAUCUCCGCCGUCGUACUCGCCGGCCCAAAUUGCCGCGGCAGCACAGAAUAGCGAAAAGACCAUUGUUUACGUGUUGGUGAAGCGUCCCGAUGCCCCUGAGGACAUCGUUGUGCCAACUUCCGCCCCUGUGCCACCCUCGAAGCCCGAGGUCUACUUCAUUCGCUACAAGACUCAACGAGAUGCCGUUGCAGGCCCGGCGCCAAGUCAUCCGGCGCCUUCUCUGCCAGCACCCUCACUGCCGGCGCCCUCUUUGCCAGCACCCUCGCUGCCAAGUCUCCCCCAGACUUCCGCCGCGUCGUUCGCACGACCGGCGCAGCAAUACGGACCCCCGGCUGGCCCCCAAGGUGGCCCUUACUAGAUCAAUUGUGCCGCCGCGGCGAAGAGAGAGCGCCGCGGUGGCAAACCUAGCCAAUAAAUGUAUAGUGAUUUAUGACGGUGAUAAAAUCUGUGGUGUUUUAUUCCUUGGUAACACUAAUCUUGCCCAAUCAUGGAUCUGGGUUGAGGAUCUCCCAUUAAUUCUGCAAACAAGACAGUGAAAGAAGUGAUUCGCACAAGAUUGGGUUAACGGUGAUUUGUGUUGCGUCUGUAUUUGCAAAAAGAAAAAAAAAAUCUGUAAAAAUGAAGAAAUAUUUGUUUGUAUGAAUAAGACAAAAAAACCUAUCGCGAGGCAAGUGAAAACGUGAUCUGAUGCAAGUGUUAUGUACUAGGCAGUUGUAGGCUAACUUUGGCUCUUUCUAAAGCGCAAUUACUCUUGCAAAUCUCUAAAAAAAACGCGAAUAUGAAUAUAUUCUGUAAUAAACCGGCCAUUACCAUCAUCUGGUGACCGUUUAGCAAUGUUUGCAUGUUCUAGGGAAUUGUAGGAUGUAAAAUGACCUUUCAAAAUUUGUGCUGCUUUUGGCAAUUGAACGAGAACUUUGAAUGAUAUGGACAGAAAUAACAUUAAUCCGCCAAUCACUGACAGUGGGCUCGCAAUCCUAGAUUUUUUCUUCUGUGUCUCAAGCACACCUCAGCUGUCUUCGACUCUGAGACGAUAACAAUAGAUUUAAAAAAAAUGGUGAGGUUUAAUGAAGAAAAAAACAACAGUGAAAGUUGUGAUAUUUAAACAGCUGAAGCCACGACAUUUAAAUGCACAGUGUUAAAGGAUUAAUUGAGAAGUGUGUAAAGGGUAUGAGUCACUCUGUCUUUUGCAGUGAUAGACGCAAAAAAAAUCAUUUAAAAAAGUGAAAU